Mercurialis annua (annual mercury) is the source of this 765-nucleotide messenger RNA. RefSeq lists its product as uncharacterized. The transcript has 3 exons. The record is from RefSeq and is a predicted model, not a curated record. Lineage: Eukaryota; Viridiplantae; Streptophyta; Magnoliopsida; Malpighiales; Euphorbiaceae. Bases 1 to 765 code for a protein of 254 amino acids.
AUGGCCGAUAAAAGGCAGGCAACGUAUGAUUUGGUUGGAAACUUUAUAAAGGCUAAGUACUCAAACUUCAAGAUUGUAUACACGGCUGCCGAUAUUAUUAGAGAUAUAAAGAAAGAAUAUGGAGUCGAACUAAGCUACCAAACAGCAUGGAGAUCAAAAGAGAGGGGAUUAGAGCUCACGAGAGGACAUCCGGCUGAUUCAUACCAAUUACUGCCUUCUUAUCUACACGCGCUGAAAACAACAAAUAUCGAGUCUGUUGUGGACGGUACGUUCCUCAAAGCAGCUUAUGGAGGAACUCUUCUAACGGCAGCGACUCAAGCUGCAGCAAAUAAAAUUUUUCCUCUUGCAUUUUGUGUGGUAGAUUCUGAAAAUGAUGCUUCGUGGGAGUGUAUUAACAAAGCAAUUGAAAAGGUAUUCCCGGAAGCACAUCAUGGGAUUUGUACCUACCAUCUUUUCAACAAUUUCAAGGCAAGAUGUAGAAGAGCCAAAUGUGAAAUCAGAGAACAAUUUUUUGGGGCACCCAAAGCUUACACGCUUGAGCAGUUUCAAAAACACAUGGCGGAACUUGACAAAUUUGACCCCAAGAUAAGGGAGUACCUCAGCGAUGUUGGUUUCGAAAAAUGGACAACAGUCCAUUCCACCAGUAAUAGGUAUUCAACAAUGACUUCAGACAUUGCAGAAUCUUUAAAUGCAACAAACAUAGCUGCAAGAGAACUGCCAAUAACGACGAUGCUAGAAUUUCUACGUUCGCUUGCAUGCAAAUAA